AUGCCGCCUCCUCCUUCUCCAGCGGUGCCUCUUCAUUCACGGCACCUCCUCAUCCGCUGCGUCGCAUCCUCCUCCAAUGGCGUCGCCUCCUCAUCCACGGCAUUGCUUCCUCCUUCUCCAGCGGCGCUACCUUAUCCACAGCAUCGCCUCCUCAUCCGCGGCGUCGCCUCUUCCUCCCCUUGUGGUGCUUCCUCAUCCACAACGUCGCCUCCUCCUUCUCCAGCGGCGCCUCACGACAUCGCCUCCUCAUCAAAUGGCGUCGCCUCCUCAAACGGCGUCCUCCUCAUCAAGUGGCGUCCAAAAUUAAACCAAUUUCACCGCUGGAUGCUGUCAUUGUGUCGCGGCGUUUGCGACAACCUUUCCGAACAUAUUGUGCAGACCGCCCAACGAAUUGGACUCGCCAACGACGGCGCAACGGUAGUUACAACUUCUAUUGAGGUCGUAGGGCGAGAACGACAGCCGCCGCCUACUUACAUUAAUGAGAAUAAUGUCGUCGAUUCAUCGUCAAAGCCAAGGGGUUUGAGCGCGGAGGAGAUCCAGAGGUUGAAGGAAGAUAGGUUUGAGAAUGUCGGAGAUGAAUUGGCGGUCUGUUCUGUCUGUUUGGAGAAGUUUUUGGCGGGAGUGAAGAUUUCUUCAUUGCCCUGCUCUCACGUCUUCCACCAUGGCUGCAUAUCUUCAUGGCUGGAAAAAUCGUCAAGCUACCCUAUUUGUAGAUUUGAUGUCACCAACUAUCUAGCAACAACUUGUUUCUAUGAAUGUAGUUAA
Messenger RNA from Ipomoea triloba (trilobed morning glory), 765 nucleotides. Its product is annotated as E3 ubiquitin-protein ligase RING1-like. The coding region runs from base 1 to 765 and encodes 254 amino acids. The record is from RefSeq and is a predicted model, not a curated record. Lineage: Eukaryota; Viridiplantae; Streptophyta; Magnoliopsida; Solanales; Convolvulaceae. The transcript has 2 exons.